Struthio camelus australis is the source of this 3253-nucleotide messenger RNA. Lineage: Eukaryota; Metazoa; Chordata; Aves; Struthioniformes; Struthionidae. The record is from RefSeq and is a predicted model, not a curated record.
UGCAGCCUCCAUCUCUGCUGCCUGGAGGAGGGGGAAAGGGGGAGGACAGACACACGCUUCCUUUCACAGCUUCGUACCAGUGCCGCAGCUCUCGCAGUCUAGCUGCUGGGGCCGCUGCUGACUUUUGGGCAGGACUUGGAGCCCUGCAGUGCCGCUCUGUCUCCUUUUCCAGCAAGGAGGUCUGUUUUAUCUGCUUUGUUCCUGUCUCACGCUUUCUGUGAACUCUGCUCAGUUCCUCCUUUGCUCCUUGGCUGCAAGGUGAAGACCAUGAAGCCUUUACCUUGUGCGUUUCAUCAGCCAAACACAGAGCAUCCCCACACGACGAAGGUGCUGAGCACUCUGCCUCUCCCACCCUUCAGCGAGAUCCCUGGGCUCAAGUGAGGAAAUCGAAGGUACGAAGCCCUCCCUCUAAUGAACAUGGAGCACACAACUCAGAGCCAGCUGGAGGCAUCGCCCCCUUCGAGCACUGAGACAACAGAAGACCUUGCUGCAAGGCUAAAUGUUGCUGUGAGAAAUCUUGAGAUAGAAAAUGUGAAGGAGCUGCUGGAGAAAGGGGCGGACGUGAAUUCCAAAGCAGGCUCAGGCUGGACGCCGCUGCACAGCGCUGUGCAAGCGAACAACGAGGACCUGGUUCGGCUCCUGCUGGAGAAGGGGGCGGAUCUGCAUGCCAGGAAGGACAAUGGUGGCACUGCCUUUAUUGAGGCAGGGAUAGUGGGAAAUGUGAGGCUGUUGGAGCUCUUUCUUGAUCAUGGGUCAGACGUUAAUGAGUAUGAUGACAAUGGCUUCACAGCUUUCAUGGAGGCUGCUUGGUAUGGGAGGGAGGAGGCCUUGAGAUUCCUGCAUAGCAAAGGAGCAGAUGUGAAUUUGAGGAGGGUCGUCUGUGAGGAAAAAAGGAAACUAAAUAAAGGAGGUGCAACAGCACUGAUGGAUGCUUGUAGGGAGGGUCAUGUCUCAGUUGUAAAAGCUCUGGUCCAAGAGAUGAAUGCGGAUCUGAACAUCCGUGACAACCAAGACAGGAAUCCCUUGAUCCAUGCCCUCAAGGAGAAUGAUCGCAACAAAACAGGGGAGUCUGCUGCCUCUAUAGGACAUUUCCUGCUCGACUGUGGUGUUGACGUGAACAGCAGAGAUGAAAAUGGGAAAACUGCCCUCAUCCUGGCUACAGAAAUGAAGAGCUUAGAUUUGGUGAAGGUUUUACUGGAGAAGGGUGAAGCAGAUAUUGAUGAUGCAGAUGAUGAGGGCAACACAGCACUGAUGGUAGCUGUAAAGAAAAAUAAUUAUGACAUAGCAAAGUUGCUAUGUGAAAAAGGAGCAAGGACUGAUGUUGGGAACCUUAUUGAGGAAGCAAAUAGGAAUCGUGCUUUUAUCCUGACAAGUCUUCUUCUGAAACACAAGGCCAAAUUUGUUGCAAAAUCCCCUACAGACUGGGAGCCAUGCAGCAAACGCUGGAGGGACCGCCUGAAAAAGCUUUAUGAAAUAUAUCGCCCCAUGAUUGGCAAACUAAAGACGUAUCAAUAUAUUUACUACAGGAUUCAGAACACUUCCCAAGGUGGCAUCUACCUAGGGCUCCAUGGUGACACAGAGGUGGCAGUAAGAAUAGGCCGCCACCGUGAUACGGAGGAUGACAAAGAGAAAAGAUUCCUUGAACAGUGUGGCAACUGCAAGCAUCUAGUGAAGCUCUUUCAGUACGAGAAGGCAAAAGGCUGCUUGUAUUUGUGCUUCCCUCUCUGGGAGAAAAACCUUGAAGAGUACUUGCAAGAAUCAAAAGAUGAAACGAAUUACAAAGACAUUCUGAAGAUGAUCUUCCAGGCAGUGAGAGAACUGCACUCGCUAGGAUUUGCUCACCAGGAUCUGUGCCCCAGAAAAUUUUUGAUAGAUUUAAAUGACAAAAUUUACCUGGCAGAUUUUGAUAAUCGAAGACAGUUGAUUGAAGGCAAAAAGGAACUUGUAAACUCAGACCUAAAGGCCCUUAGCAGGCUUGUGCAAUAUGUUACAAUAGGGGGUAAGAAACCCUUUGAGAAAAUCAGCACUGAGGAUUUGGCUGCAGAUUCCCCUGAUUACGAGGAGGCUCUGGACCUUGUGGAAAGCUUGGACACUCAUGAUGAACGAGGAUUGGAAGGUUUGAGCAAACACCCCUUUUUCUGGAGUAAACAGAUCAGGUUCAAUUUCCUGAAGAAUAUAUGGAACAAAAUCAAAGAUUGCCAGAACCGGGGAACUAUUUUAAAAAACCUUAAUACUCCUGAAGAAUGCAGUCCUUACAUGAAGUGGACUGAGAAGAUUGACAAGGAGGUUCUGAAAAUCAUGGAAAAUCCUGAGGGUAGAACAUACAAAUAUGGGAAAGGAGUUGAAAACCUACUGAGGUUCAUCAGAAACCUGGAUGAACACCCACAAAAAAGGAUCAGCAACAAAAUAGGGGACCACGCUGACUAUUUCUUGAAGCUUUUUCCAGCACUGACCAUUGAUGUCUACAACUGCUUGCGCAAGAAUCCCAGGUUCAGUCACCUUGCAGAUAUCCAGGACCCUUCUCUGACUUAGUAUGUGGUGUUGCCUCACGUCCCAUGGCUGAUCCCAUUAUCUCUGCCUCCUUUUAUUCCCUGUUUGCGCAGCUGUGAAAGAGUUGACGAAAGUGGGUAAGGAGAUGGGAGGGAGUGUAUGUUGGGACAAAACAUGGGAGGCUUGCACUGCUAAAGCAUCUUUCUCUUUGAGUAUCUGGUGUGACAAACAUAGGCCUUGGAGAGGAACCAAGCUGAGGCCCAGCCCAGGUCCCCCUUGACUCGUUCUGUCACUCGAGGCUUUUCUGCCUCUGAGGUGGAGAUGAAGGCCCUGGUUCUUACGGAGAGCAGGGAGCUGUGGGACAGAGCGCUCAUCUCAAUACACGUGAGAGGCAGGAGAAGAGCUCAGACAAUCAGAGACUCUCUGAAAAAGGAAAAGGAGCUAGAGCUCCUGCUAGGGCCAAUAUUCCUUGCAGCUUGCACUCGUACCAGCAACUUGUAUACCCUUAGGAAGCAUGAGUUUUUUUCCUUUUGCUCCUUUUGAAACAGAAUAGCCUAAAGUGGGGAUGCUCAGACUGGCUACAGACUGCUCUUGGCUUGUUAGCUGUCAGAUCUGGCAGAGGCAUACGCAGUGCAGCCUGCUGGGAAGUGAGGGACUUUUACUGAGGGACUUGGAAAGUAUCUCUAUGAGGAAUGGAUGUAGAGAGAGUGAACCCUCAAAACUCUGCUACUGCGAGUAACCCUGACUCACCUGAACAGGAUAG